Messenger RNA from Cervus elaphus (red deer), 2680 nucleotides. RefSeq names its product olfactory receptor 2S2. Gene Ontology annotation, biological process: G protein-coupled receptor signaling pathway. Gene Ontology annotation, molecular function: olfactory receptor activity; G protein-coupled receptor activity. The coding region runs from base 75 to 1313 and encodes 412 amino acids. The record is from RefSeq and is a predicted model, not a curated record. Gene Ontology annotation, cellular component: membrane. The transcript has 3 exons. Lineage: Eukaryota; Metazoa; Chordata; Mammalia; Artiodactyla; Cervidae.
CUCAGACCAGGAUAACAGGUCCUGUACAUGAAGAUUCUGUCACUGAGAUACCCAGGACACAGCCGGGAGGAAGGAUGGGAGAGAAACACCCACCAGAGGCUAAAGUUCCCCCAAAGAUUCAGGAGGACAAGAAGAAAGAGAGUCUCAGAGAAACCUGCCCACAGCUGCUGCAGGAGCAGGGAGGAACAGCUGAGAAUAAGCUCCAGGCCAGGCAGCCUCACGCUCUCCCAGCCCGUCUGCCCUUGCUGCUCCUCACAGUAACCCGGGGAGUGUGUGGGAUUCCCAUCAUCCCCCUCCUGCAGAGGCUUCUGGGAGGAAGGGGCCUUCCUCAGCGUCAGAGGAGGGAAUAUCACAUGGAAAAACCUAAUCAGACCUCCCCGCUGGUGGAGUUCAUUCUCCUGGGCCUCUCAGCCCACCCAAAGCUGGAGAAAACACUCUUUGUGCUCAUCUUGCUCACGUACCUGGUGAUCCUGCUGGGCAACGGGCUCCUCAUCCUGGUGAGCAUCCUUGACUCCCGCCUGCACACGCCCAUGUACUUCUUCCUGGGGAACCUCUCCUUCCUGGACAUCUGCUACACAACCUCCUCAGUGCCCCUCAUCCUUGACAGCUUCCUGACCCCCCAGAAAACCAUCUCCUUCUCAGCCUGUGCCAUACAGAUGUUCCUCUCCUUCUCCAUGGCGGGAACAGAGUGUGUGCUCCUGAGCAUGAUGGCAUUUGAUCGCUAUGUGGCCAUCUGCAACCCCCUGAGGUACCCCGUGGUCAUGAGCAGGGCUGUCUAUGUGCCCAUGGCUGCUGGCUCCUGGGCUCUUGGUGGUGUUGCUUCCCUGGUUCACACAUCCUUGGCGAUUCAGCUGCCCUUCUGUGGGGCCAAUGUCAUCAACCACUUCGCCUGUGAGAUCCUGGCUGUCCUGAGGUUGGCCUGUGCUGACAUCUCCAUCAAUGUGAUCAGCAUGGGGGUGACCAAUGUGAUCUUCCUGGGUGUCCCAGUUCUGUUCAUCUCUGUCUCUUAUGUCUUCAUCAUUGCUACCAUCCUGAGGAUCCCCUCAGCUGAGGGGAAGAAAAAGGCCUUCUCCACCUGCUCUGCCCACCUCACUGUGGUGAUAAUAUUCUAUGGGACCUUAUUUUUCAUGUAUGGAAAGCCCAAGUCUAAGGACUCUCAGGGGGCAGACAAAGAGGACCUUUCAGACAAGCUCAUCCCCCUCUUCUACGGGGUGGUGACCCCCAUGCUCAACCCCAUCAUCUACAGCCUCAGGAACAAGGAUGUAAAGGCUGGUGUGAGGAACCUGGUGAGUCAGAAAUACUUCAGCAGAUGAUGUAGGAGAAGUCUUCUGUGGUUCUCACCUCCAUGGAGGAAAGGACUUCAUUCAUUACAGCUGCCAUCCAAAGGCCAACAAGUCAACUUAACUGGAAUGAUCUCUUGCCCUAAGCUCUAUUUUCAGGGAAUGUUUACCUUUUCAGAGUUUAUCUGUGGAGUUUUGGCCACAUGUCUGACAUUCAACAGAUUCCAGACAACAAAUCCUCUAACUAAACACAUGCUAAGACCAAGGAGACAGGGAGCAUUAGAGCAAGCCUAGUGGUCCGUGUUGGGUCUAAACUGCGGAUCAGUACAGAGAGGUGAGAUGGAGCUCAAAUCAGUUUUUCCACCCCUGUUGGAAUCACCGGGAGAGUCAGAGGAACAAGGAGGAAGUGGACAUUUCAUCUUGGGUUCCUGUAUAUUAGAUUCAGUUUGCCUGAAGUGCUCAGAAGAGACAAAAGUUCGCCACGUAUAAACCCUCUGGGUGGAAAUAAUCUAUUUUGAUUAAAUGAAUUUCUUUCUAGCUAUGAGAAAAUUGAGACCUUUUGUUCCUUGAUGCAGUGCACAUUUUGAAACACUGAUAGUAAAUUAAAUUGAAGAAGGAGUAUAGGGUUUGAAUUUGAUCUUCAUCACUUACAGCAAUUCCAAAUAGAAAAGGUAGUAUUCCAUUACAUAAUGAAUAAGAUAUUCUAAAAAAAAAAAAAAAAGAUGACAGGCAGAUAGACAGAUAGAUAAAGAAAGAGAUAGUAGCUGAAUAUGUUUGAAGACUUUGGGACGGUAGGUUAAAGUCUGACAGAUUUCUUUGCUCCAGGAAUUCUCAGAGAUUUUAAUAUACUAAUGUACACUGGAUAUAAAGUCUAUAGCACUUCCUGAGUCUCCAUAGUUGAACACAAUAAAACCGGGAAGCACUUUCUUACUUAUGACCGCGGGCAGGUUGCUUAACAGCUUUCAGCUUAUUUCUUCAUAAAAACACCACCACUUUAUUUUACAUGGAAUACAUAAGAUACCGUAAAUAAAUUCUUCGUAAAUAGUAAGCAUCAUAGAAAUGUGAGAUAUUGUUAGAAGUAUUCUGAAUGCCACUGUACAGUGUAAUGUGCCAUGUGGAAGAGAGCAAGAUACAGUUCCUAUCCAGAACAACAGACACAGAAGAUGGAUGAGACAUUUAAGACGGCAGUAAGUGAAUAGAAACAGUUUUAUGACAAGUUAUAUGAAGUUCUGAGAAUAUUGGAAAACUUAACUUAAAAAGAGAAUUUAGAAACAGAACCCAGCUUUACACAUACAGUAGAGCUAGGAAAUGUUUACUUCAAAUGAUAUUUAAGUUUUUUAUAUUUAUUAAAAAUGAAUUGUAUAAAAUAGGGAUGCACAUUUUGUGAAUAAAAUUUCACU